AGAAGAUCAGCAUAUCUCCAGAAGUCUUGAGCUCAGGCUGGAGACUCCUUCAGCAGCAGGACACACUCAGAGAAUCUGUGUGGUGCUUUGGUCUCCAGUGUUUUGGUCUCAAAGCGACUCUUUCUGCACAAAGCUCGUAUCAGACGUUACUCAGAAGUCAUGGCUCUGCCGGACUCCUUCAUUCAGAAGCAGCAGUUGGACGCAUCGAUGGCUGACACGUUUCUGGAGCAUCUUUGUCUGCUGGACAUCGAUCAGGAGCCAAUCACUGCGCGCAACACCAGCAUCAUCUGCACCAUCGGCCCCGCCUCCUGCUCCGUCACCAAACUGCAGGAGAUGGUGAAGGGCGGUAUGAACAUCGCCAGACUGAACUUCUCUCACGGCUCUCAUGAGUAUCAUGGAGAGACGAUCCGUAACAUCCGUGAGGCGGUGGAGACGUUGACAUCUGACCCGCUGUACUACAGGCCUGUGGCCAUCGCUCUGGACACCAAAGGACCGGAGAUCCGCACCGGCCUGGUUAAAGGGUCUGCAGACGCUGAGGUGAUGCUGGAGCGAGGAGCGUUGGUUCGGGUGGUGAUGGCAGAGGCGGAUCGUGAUAAGACGGACGGGUCGGUGAUCUGGAUGGAUUAUCCCAGCCUGCCCCGUGUGCUCAAGAAAGGAAGCAGGGUAUUCAUUGAUGACGGGCUCCUUGCUCUCAAAGUCCUGGAGAUUGGUGAGACGUGGGUGGAGACUCGUGUUGAGAACGGUGGCAUUCUGGGUAGUCGUAAAGGAGUUAAUCUGCCGGGGGCGGAGCUGGUGAACCUGCCGGCGGUGAGCGACCGCGACCGAUCCGACCUGCUGUUCGGUGUGGAGCAGGACGUGGACAUCAUCUUCGCCUCCUUCAUCCGCUCGGCCGAGGAUGUGAGGGCCGUGAGGGAGGCGCUGGGAGCCAAAGGCCAGAAUAUCAAAAUCAUCAGCAAAGUGGAGAGCAGACAGGGUGUUCAGAAAUUCGAGGAGAUUCUGAAGGAGAGCGAUGGCAUCAUGGUGGCCCGCGGUGACCUGGGCAUCGAGAUCCCGGCAGAGAAAGUCUUCAUUGCGCAGAAGAUGAUGAUCGGACGCUGUAAUUCUGCAGGAAAACCUGUGAUCUGUGCCACACAGAUGCUGGAGAGUAUGGUCCAUCACACACGUCCCACCCGUGCAGAGAGCAGCGAUGUGGCCAAUGCGGUGCUGGACGGAGCCGACUGCGUCAUGCUGUCUGCAGAAACUGCCAAAGGACACUUCCCUGUAGAAGCUGUUGCCAUGAUGCACUCGAUCUGUCGUGAGGCCGAGGCGGCCAUCUUUCAUCAGCAGCUGUUUGAAGAGCUGCGCCGUUUGACCCCGCUGAGCUCCGACCCCACAGAGGUCACGGCCAUCGGAGCCGUCGAGUCGUCCUUCAAAUGCUGCGCUGGAGCCAUCAUCAUCCUCACCACCUCCGGCAGGUCGGCUCAUUUAUUAUCUCGAUAUCGUCCUCGCUGUCCGAUCAUCGCUGUGACGCGUAACGUUCAGGUGGCCCGUCAAUCACAGCUGCUCCGUGGCGUUUUCCCCGCCCUCUUCCGAGCUCCGCCUGCUGACAUCUGGGCCGAUGAUGUGGACAACCGCGUGACAUUUGCGAUGGACAUCGGUAAAGCGCGGGGUUUCUUCACAGCGGGUGAUAUGGUGAUCAUCGUCACCGGCUGGAGUCCUGGAUCUGGACACACCAACAUCAUGAGGGCGGUCACUGUGCCCUGAACCACAACCUCUGAUUUGCCAGAGUCACUGAUUGACAGUUCUGUGCUAAUUAGCUCUCAUUAUGUGUGUCAGUGUUGAUUUCUGUUUCACUUACACCCUUCAUUUGUGAAUCAUUUCUAUAGAAAUAAAUGAAUGAAAUAAG
Molecule: messenger RNA, 1885 nt
Organism: Sinocyclocheilus anshuiensis
Lineage: Eukaryota; Metazoa; Chordata; Actinopteri; Cypriniformes; Cyprinidae
Product: pyruvate kinase PKM-like
Exons: 12
Coding region: 160-1743 (527 amino acids)
Biological process (GO): glycolytic process
Molecular function (GO): potassium ion binding; pyruvate kinase activity; magnesium ion binding
Source: RefSeq, a predicted model, not a curated record